CAUUUCCGGCUUGUCCUUCUUCAGCUCACCUUUCCUCCUUUUGUCGGCGAACUCGGCUUAACCACGACCUGAAAGGGGACUGGACUAUCGGUAGGCCCCACGCGGCUGAAGCCGGAGGGCAGCCAUAUUACGUUGCCUCUGUUCAUCGAGUCCUCAGUGCAAGUUUGGUUUCGGGAUCCCAGUAUGGAGUCACGAGAGCCUCUCACAAAACCAACUUUGUCUGUUUGCAUCGACCAUUCAGAGUAGAAGAGUUGGGGAGGAUGCAGGCGAAUCUAAGACUAGCGCUCAUUCGAACUCAUACCUUAGAAAAUCAACAAUAAAAUGGAAUUGUUACCGAUCAAAGGUGAACGUAGCAUUUCUCCCAGGCUUUUUUGGCACAACGGUACGCCACACGCGCUUCCAUUUUCAACGGAGGCAGAAAAUGACGCGAAAACGCUGGCGGGGAAAUCGAUCUUAUUCAGUUUGGCGUGCUGAGCGAGCGGCAAGGUAAAAUGGCCGCCAAAUGCUUCACGCCUCGCGACGGUGAGUGAGCGCCAUCGGCAGCGCAGUCACGUCCGAGUCGGUGAGCCGAACAGACAGCGGUGACAAUGACGUCAUAAGGCGGAAGGUGACGGCGAGGCCGCGAGCCGAAGCGGCGUGAGGAAGGACCAACAAAUUGCAGUGACGUCGGCCGCCGCACGCUCGCUCGCUCGAUUCGGAUGUCCCAGGCGGAGACGGUUCUUUCUUCAGUUUGACUUUUUUGGAGGAGCGCGCUGGUUGAUGCCGCCGCGCUGUCGCGUGCGCUGCUGCAGCGUGCGCUGCUGCAGCGUCGGUGCCGCCACGCAGGCGCUGAUGGUGUUUGCGCUGACGUUCUGCGUGGCGCUUCCGGCCAUCUGCCAUCGCCUGCCGCACUCCUACUACUUUGUGCGCUCGGCCUACCUGGACGUCAUGAGCCGGGACGCCUUGCGCCAGAGUCUGCGGCGCGGUCAGGACGCUCUGCUGUUCUGGCAAAAGGCGCCCGCCGCCACCACCACCGCCGCCACCAUCGGGCAUCCCGAGCUGCUGGUUACCGUGGUGACGACCCGGCGGCGGCGCGAGGCUCUCCCUUACCACUACCUUCUGCAGGUGACGCGGCAGCUGAGUGGUCUCCUGGGCGGCUGCGGGGAGCGGCCCUGCGCCCAGGUGGUGCUGUGCGACGUGGAGAGCGGGCCGGACGCCAACGAGGACGCCGUACUGCUGGAGCGCCACUUCCGCGUGAUCCGCCGGCCGGCCGGCCACCGCCUCGGCCGGCCCGCCAACACCUUUGAGCGCGAGAAGCGGGACUACGUGUUCUGCCUGCGCCGCGCCUUCCAGCUGGCGCUGCCCCAGAACAUGUUGGUCCUGGAGGACGACGCCCUGCCUCAUCCGGACUUCUUCGGCGUGGUGAAGGAUCUCCUGAGGCGGCGUUUUGCCGCACGCUCGCUCUACAUCAAGCUCUUCCACCCCGAGCGGCUGCAGCGCUACUGGAACCCGGAACCUUACCGCAUCCUGGAGUGGUUGGGUCUGGGCCUGCUGGGCGCCACCCUGCUGCUACAGCUCCUGAGCGCGUGGAACCCGUGCCGCUGGUCCCUGCGCAUGUCGGCCGGCCACCUGGCGCUCCUGGCCGUGUACGUGAUGGCGGGCGCCGAGCUGCUGGGUCGCCACUACCUGCUGGAGCUGCGCCGGCUGUCCCCGCAGCUGUACGCCGUGUCGCCCGCCACCGAGUGCUGCACGCCCGCCAUGUUGUACCCGGGCAACGCCUCGCUAAGGGUGGCCGACUACCUGGACCGGGCCUUCUGCUUCCAGGGCAACGCCAAGGACACGGUUCUCUACCAGGUCUUCCGCGACACGCCCGAAGAGCGGGCGCACAGCGUGGAACCCAACCUGGUCACGCACAUCGGAGCCUUUUCCUCCGUCAGGCCCAACCCGGCCCACCCCAAACUGCUUUGAGCAGGGUGUGUUACCGGGCACCUCUACUGGAGUCAAGCGUGGCCUGGGAGCUUCUGAUCAAGUUGCAGCGCUUUCCGUUUGGUGGCGGUGUGCUACUGCAAACGUCCUUUUCAAUCUGUGCCUUGCCCGACCGACCGACCCGGCCUUAUUUUUGCCUUUCAAAUGCGUGACGUGAGGCUGCAAUUUGUCUCCAGUCCAGUAGGGGCCGCUCACCAAGGGCGGCUUGCCCGGACGCCGCGCCUCCGCUGUCACGUAUUGUCAUGUUUACCAAUAUGGAAGUUGACUCCAACGUUUAGCCAGAGAGGUGAGGCGAACGCUCCAAUCACAUUUGUAUUUCAUUGAAAAUCAUUAAAGGUUUCAAAACUGCA
Syngnathus acus (greater pipefish) is the source of this 2315-nucleotide messenger RNA. RefSeq names its product post-GPI attachment to proteins GalNAc transferase 4 (gene pgap4). Gene Ontology annotation, molecular function: glycosyltransferase activity. Gene Ontology annotation, cellular component: Golgi membrane. The transcript has 3 exons. The coding region runs from base 760 to 1947 and encodes 395 amino acids. Gene Ontology annotation, biological process: GPI anchor biosynthetic process. The record is from RefSeq and is a predicted model, not a curated record. NCBI's taxonomy places the organism in Eukaryota, Metazoa, Chordata, Actinopteri, Syngnathiformes, Syngnathidae.